GCGGCGGCGGCGGUGGCAAUGUCGCCGCCGCCGGCGUCAGGGAGGCGGAAGCGUCGCAGGACGAGGAGCGUCAAGAACAGGGAGGAGGUGGAGAGCCAGCGGAUGACCCACAUCGCCGUCGAGCGCAACCGCCGCAAGCAGAUGAACGAGUACCUCGCCGCGCUCCGGUCCCUCAUGCCGCCGUCCUACGUGCAAAGGGGCGACCAGGCGUCCAUAAUUGGCGGCGCGAUCAACUACGUCAAGGAGCUGGAGCAGCUGCUCCAGUCGCUGGAGGCGCGGAAGCACGCCCGCCGCCACGACCUGUCCCCCGGCGACGGCGACGCCGCGGCGGGGCCCUUCGCGGGCUUCUUCACCUUCCCGCAGUACUCCAUGAGCGCCCGCGCCGUCGCCCGCUCCCCCGCCACCGGGAACACGCCACCCGCAGACGGCGAGGGACCGAACAACGCUGACGCGGACGCCAAUAACGGCGACGGCGACCACGACGCCUCGGGCUCGCGGCUGUCGUCCGUGGCGGACGUCGAGGUGACCAUGGUGGAGAGCCACGCGAGCCUGAAGCUGCUGUCCCGGCGGCGCCCGCGGCAGCUGCUGCGCCUGGUCGCCGGGCUGCAGCGCCGCCGCCUCACCGUGCUGCACCUCAACGCCACCAGCGACGCCCGCCGCAUGGCCCUCUACUCCCUCAGCCUCAAGGUGGAAGACGACUGCGCGCUCUCGUCGGUGGACGACAUCGCGGCGGCGGUCCACGGCAUCGUGGAGGCGGUCGACCGCGAGGAGGGCGGCGCCGAGCCGCUCGGAUCGCAGGCCGAAGAAGAAGAAGAAUGACGCAGAAAACAGUGCACUCGUGCGAGAAAGCAUGCAUUGUUACACUCC
This is a messenger RNA of Panicum hallii, 867 nucleotides long. RefSeq names its product transcription factor bHLH96-like. Gene Ontology annotation, biological process: regulation of transcription by RNA polymerase II. Gene Ontology annotation, molecular function: DNA-binding transcription factor activity, RNA polymerase II-specific; protein dimerization activity; RNA polymerase II cis-regulatory region sequence-specific DNA binding. Lineage: Eukaryota; Viridiplantae; Streptophyta; Magnoliopsida; Poales; Poaceae. The record is from RefSeq and is a predicted model, not a curated record. The transcript has 3 exons. Bases 19 to 819 code for a protein of 266 amino acids.